Messenger RNA from Pterocles gutturalis (yellow-throated sandgrouse), 2623 nucleotides. It is a transcript of the gene WDR7, whose product is annotated as WD repeat domain 7. Gene Ontology annotation, cellular component: cytoplasm. NCBI's taxonomy places the organism in Eukaryota, Metazoa, Chordata, Aves, Pterocliformes, Pteroclidae. The annotation marks the transcript as partial. The record is from RefSeq and is a predicted model, not a curated record. Gene Ontology annotation, molecular function: protein binding. The transcript has 14 exons.
AUGGGGAACCUUGAGAGAAGGCGAUGUGAGCUGGAUCUGGAUACAACACCCGUAUUUGAAGAGGAGUCAAAACCUAUUUAUUGUCAAAACUGUCAAAGCAUUUCUUUCUGCUCCUUCACCCAGCGGUCGCUGCUGGUGGUGUGUUCCAAGUACUGGCGGGUGUUUGAUGCUGGAGAUUAUUCCCUCUUGUGUUCAGUCCCUAGUGAAAACGAUCAGACCUGGACUGGGGGCGACUUUGUGUCAGCGGAUAAAGUGAUUGUGUGGACAGAAGAUGGACAGAGUUUCAUCUACAAAUUACCAGCCAGCUGUCUGCCAGCUAGUGAUUCAUUUCGCAGAGAUGUGGGGAAAGCAGUAGAAAAUUUAAUCCCGCCUUUAUUGUACAGUGUGUUGGACAGAGCAGAUAAACAGCUGCUAAUAUGUCCUCCAGUUACUCGGUUCUUCUGUGGACACAGGAAGUUUUCCUAUAAGCUGUUAAUCCAAGGAGACUCCUCAGGGAGACUGUGUAUCUGGAGUGUGCCUGAUACUCUUGAACAGCAAGACAGUGCAAAAGGACUGCAAACGACAACUUCAGUGUCCCUCCAGGAAGCUUUUGAUAAACUCACUCCUCGCCCUGCUGGGAUUAUAGACCAACUAAGCUUGAUACCAAACAUCAACGAACCACUGAAAGUCACAGCCAGCGUGUACAUCCCAGCACACGGACGUUUGGUCUGUGGCCGUGAAGACGGGAGCAUUGUUAUAGUUCCAGCGACACAAACGGCCAUAGUUCAGCUGCUGCAAGGAGAGCACAUGCUCAGGAGAGGUUGGCCACCUCACCGGACUCUCCGAGGUCACAGAAACAAAAUUACAUGUUUACUGUAUCCUCAUCAGGUUUCUUCCCGUUAUGAUCAAAGGUAUUUGAUCUCAGGUGGUGUGGAUUUCUCAGUCAUCAUAUGGGAUAUAUUUUCUGGAGAGAUGAAACAUAUCUUCUGUGUACAUGGUGGAGAAAUUACACAGCUUCUAGUUCCACCAGAGAACUGUAGUGCAAGAGUCCAGCACUGUAUUUGCUCUGUUGCCAGUGAUCACUCAGUAGGUCUUCUGAGUCUGCGGGAGAAAAAAUGCAUCAUGCUGGCAUCCCGUCACCUUUUCCCUAUCCAAGUAAUAAAAUGGAGGCCUUCCGAUGACUAUCUGGUGGUAGGAUGCUCAGAUGGGUCUGUGUACGUCUGGCAGAUGGAUACUGGCGCACUGGACAGGUGCGUGAUGGGGAUAACAGCAGUGGAAAUCCUGAACGCCUGUGACGAGGCCAUCCCCGCGGCCGUGGACUCCCUGAGCCAUCCUGCUGUCAACCUGAAGCAAGCCAUGACACGGCGCAGCCUGGCAGCUCUGAAAAACGUGGCACAUCAGAAACUGCAGACUCUGGCCACUAACCUGCUCGCCUCCGAAGCGUCUGACAAGGGGAAUUUACCCAAAUAUUCACAUAACUCCCUGAUGGUUCAAGCCAUAAAGACCAACUUAACAGAUCCAGAUAUCCAUGUGCUUUUCUUUGACGUAGAAGCGCUGAUUAUUCAGCUGCUGACGGAGGAGGCCUCCAGACCCAACACCGCGCUCAUUUCUCCGGAGAAUUUGCAGAAAGCCUCUGGCGGGUCUGACAAAGGAGGCUCUUUUUUGACUGGUAAACGAGCAGCUGUCCUCUUCCAGCAGGUCAAGGAAACCAUCAAAGAGAAUAUAAAAGAGCAUCUUCUCAAUGAUGAUGAUGAAGAUGAAGAGUCGAUGAGACAGAGAAGAGAAGACGGUGACCCGGAAUAUCGCUCUAGCAAAUCUAAACCAUUAACUUUAUUAGAAUAUAAUCUAACCAUGGACACAGCAAAGCUUUUUAUGUCCUGUCUUCACGCUUGGGGCCUGAAUUCUGUUCUAGAUGAGCUCUGCCUUGACCGUCUUGGGAUGCUGAAGCCCCACUGUUCCGUGUCCUUUGGCCUCCUGUCCAGAGGAGGCCACAUGUCCCUGAUGCUUCCUGGCUAUAACCAGCCCGUGGGCAAACCCUCGUACGAUGGCGUGGAGCUAGGCAGGAAGAUGUCCAUCACAGAGGGACUGGGAAAGGGGACGUACGGUGUGUCGCGUGCUGUCACCACGCAGCAUCUCCUGUCCGUCAUCUCGCUGGCCAACACGCUGAUGAGUAUGACCAACGCAACUUUUAUCGGAGACCACAUGAAGAAAGGUCCAACCAGGCCACCUAGGCCAGGCACUCCUGAAAUGUCGAAAGCGAAGGCACCCCCUGCGGUUUCAAGUCAUGCAGCCCAAGGACAAAUCAAGCAAGUUGCUCCCGCUGUUCCUUCUAGCACUGAAGCUGGUCACUCUGGCUCUGACACUGCUCCUACUUUACAUUCCUGUUUCUUAGUCAAUGAAGGGUGGAGCCAGCUCGCCGCGAUGCACUGCGUGAUGCUCCCCGACCUGCUGGGACUGGAUAAAUUCAGACCUCCUCUUCUGGAGAUGCUGGCUCGCAGGUGGCAGGAUCGAUGCCUGGAGGUGAGAGAAGCUGCCCAGGCCUUACUGCUGGCAGAGCUGAGAAGAAUCGAGCAGGCAGGUCGGAAAGAAACCAUUGAUGCCUGGGCUCCUUAUUUACCCCAGUACAUGGACAGCGUUAUAUCAC